Fusarium venenatum is the source of this 1128-nucleotide messenger RNA. RefSeq lists its product as uncharacterized. The record is from RefSeq and is a predicted model, not a curated record. NCBI's taxonomy places the organism in Eukaryota, Fungi, Ascomycota, Sordariomycetes, Hypocreales, Nectriaceae.
AUGUCUUCGAACGACAAGAUGAGUAUUGAUAAAGACAAACUGAAGGAGAAACUCGAGCAGAAACUUGACGUUUCUCAUUUCGAUCCGAACACAGUAAUCCGCGGAGCUCAGUUGACGCUGGUAGGAGCUCAUCGUGCACUUCAGAACCCUGCACUUUUUACCACCGAUCACUAUCGACAAGCGGCUAUUGCAGUUGUAGCUGGCCUCGCCAUUAGACUCGUCGUCUCUGUGCCCAUCAUUGGGAUCAAAGUACUGCUAUGGGUUAUCUCGUUCUUUGUGUCUCUCGACACGGUAACAUGGGAUGAUACCCUCGUAAACGGCCUUGACUUUGUUGCAGAAUAUGUUCUUCAAGUGCCGUUCUUCCUCAUGACUCUUAUGCGUUAUGUGGUACCAACUCUUGAUAACCUAUUUAUGCAGUCGUUGCAGUGGGUAGAUAUAACUUAUGUCCAGAAGCACAGUGGUGAAAAGCCUUCUGAGCUUCGGAACAUGUACUAUCCAAAUCUUAAGAUGUACAGGCCGACAGACGGAAGCACACACUCUGAGAGUACUGCUCAAGCUGUUUCUAUGUUUCUUUACCGCUUUCUUCGUAAAGGUGGCAUCUCUCUCGCCGUCUUCGCCCUCUCAUACACGCCAUACAUCGGCCGCUUUGUUUUGCCUGCUGCAAGUUUCUACACCUUCAACAACGCUGUAGGGUUGGGUCCGGCUUCGGUGAUAUUCGGCACAGGUAUCUUCCUUCCUCGCAAGUACCUUGUCAUCUUCCUUCAGAGCUAUUUCUCAUCCAGGAGUCUGAUGCGAGAAUUGCUCGAACCUUAUUUUGCCCGAGUUCACUUUACUAAAGAGCAGAAACGAAACUGGUUUCGCAGUCGAGAAGGUGUUUUGUUUGGCUUUGGUUUGGGAUUUUAUAUCCUUGUUAAAAUUCCUCUGGUUGGCGUGCUCAUCUAUGGUAUUGCUGAGGCAUCGACCGCCUAUCUUAUUACCAAAAUUACCGACCCGCCACCUCCUCCUCAACAGAUGAACGACUUCACCCAGGGGCAGCAGAAUUGGUCCAACAAGCACGAAUUCCUGAACCUCUCUCUUGCCAAUAUCGAUUCGGUUCAUACCGAUGAUUCUCUUAAGAAGACAAAAUAG